AAUAGGUCACGCGCGUGCGCAAAAGCUCAAUUCACACACCGCUUCCGUGUUUACAAAAUGGGGGGUGAUACAUGGCUCAGCGAAUAUGAGGCCUGUUCGAGGCUCGGCCAAGAUCUUAUGGAACAAAUCAAUGAGAGAAAUAAACAUGCACGCACCAGCUCAGCAUACACUAAGCUUUCUGCUCAGAUACGAUCAAAGACAAGACAGUUCACCUCUGACCUGAACAGAUUGAAACAAAAUCUGAUGAGAGCAUCAGCAUCCUAUCAUAUAACGCAACGUGAGGUGGAGCGUCGUCAAGGCAUGAUGGAUGUACUUGUGACAAAGGAAAAGCAGAUAGAUGAAGCAACUCGCAAUGAGGGUUCAUCAAGGAGUCUACUGCUGGGCCACGGGGGCGGAGGCGACACCUUCAGCCAGGCUGACCCCUGGGGCAUGAAUGACGAACCGGAAGUGUUCCGGGACAUGAGCAACACGGACCUUCAGCAGCAGCAACAGUCCGUUAUACAUGAGCAGGACCGGGGCCUGGAGGCACUGUCCCACGUGGUGUCCCGGCAGAAGCAGAUGGCCAUUGACAUUGGCAACGAGGUGGAUGACCAGAACGGGUACUACGUGGUCAUCAUGUUGCUGUUUAUUGCCAUUGUCAUUAUUGGAGUGGUGCCUUAUAAUGGAAAGCCCUAGUCCUUGGAUAGAUAUAUUUACACAGGUCCUCUUGGUCAGGAUGUGCAUUCCAGAUAUACAUUGGUAGCCUGAUCGUCUGACUCAGAUUGUCACACAGAUACGCGCUCAUACUUACUGAAACACAGAGAUACACGCGCACACUUACUGAAACAUGCAGAAACAUGCACUCAUGUCAGCACCAACUCUCAAACUCUCCAUAACAUUUACUUACCCACACACUUGUCUUAGGUCUCGUCUUUAGACAUACUCAGCAGAAUUUUCACUCACUUUCUGGUACAGAUGCGCAUUCCCAUUCUACAUACACCCUCUUCUUUAUACACUCAAGUUGACUCCUGGGUCAUCAAUAUGCUCACUAGCACAUUCACAUAAGAAGCAGCAGCAGCAACUCCAGCGACCCCUGUGUGAAGGGUUGUGGUUCAAUUUCUUUUGCAGAGAGAAAUCUUUUAGAACAACAGGAGAACUGUCCAUAUGUGGCCCUUGUGAUAGUAUGGGGCUCCAAUUCAGAUUACGUCAUCUGUGCCUUGUGAUUUUUUCUUUUGUGUCAAUCAAACAAAAUUUUAUGUGAAAGGACAAAAGAUGCUGAUCCUGAAGUCUGUUUUUUUGUUAGUUUUUUUUUUCCACAUGUUAUUUCUUGUAAUAAUGUGGAAGAUUGGAAUAACAUUGAGUAAUUAGUAGUGAGAGUGGCAUGGCUGUGGGAAAAAGGAGCUUCUUAUACUCAUGUAAUGUUAAUAAAUAAUUGUAUACAUGUAUUAAAUAUAAUAAUGAAAUGUUUUCUUUUGUAGACCAUGUGCAUAUGUAUUGUUAAUGUUUAAAUUAAGUAUAAUAUCAACUAUGUUUUUUUUCUGACUAAGGCAUAUUGUGUGUAGGAGUGAAAAUUUUGUAUUAGUGUGAAUUGAUUGCUCAAACUUCUUUCUUAACUCAGUAAAGUCACACUGGAAAUCUGCCUGCGAGAGCCUUGUGUCACACUUCUUUUUAUCUUAUAAUUCGUUUAACUAGGGUGCAGUAUUAAUGUUUGCUAAUCUAGACUGCUUUAUUACACAAUAUUUUGCGACUCCAACUCCAAGGAGUUGAAGAUGUCCAUUUGAACUCAGGUAGGGCAUGGUUGGCAGGCGCUCUGAUGUGGUUUGCUCCUUCUUUCCUAUCAAACAUCUGUCGUUCUUGUAUUAAGUCAUAUCUCUUUUUUCUUUUCUUUGUACGUUACUCUUUAGUGAACCCUCUAAUCUUUGGCACUUGUAUGACCUAUUUUUGUUGCAAGUGCCAUAAAACUCUUCAGUCUUACCGAUACUAAAGCUAAAGCUCCCUGAUACUGUUCCUACUGCUUAACCCUAUGUGUACGUCGUGUUUUACUAUCGUAUACAUACGACAUAGGGGAACUCUGUGCCACCACUUUCCAAAGAGGAAAUAUACUCAUUAAUCCGAUCCGUACGUUUUGCACAGCAGUCUGUCGAAAUGAUUUUUUGAGAAAUACUGAAAGUUUCAAAGAGAUCUUCAUGCUAGAAGUAUUCUAAAAUGUGAAGAAUACAACCCUGGGGGUACAAAAUGACCCUAGGGCAUAUGGAUAUGGUUAAAAAACUACUGCCUAAGUAAGUGAACUAAGUGACACGCUGAUCAGAAUUGAUCUUUCCAAAUGUGGUCAGACUGGAAGUAUGCUGUGACCAUAAACAUUUGUUGGCAGAUGUUUUUGCGAUGUUCAUUGCAGUCCAGGGAUGAUUGUCUACUCUAUUUGUAUUGUUGAGAUGUUUUUGCAAUAAUAUGUAUGUGUUGAUUACUUUAUGGAUCAUCUGUUGAAUGUGUGACCAUGUCACUUUGUCUUGCGGUAUGGGAUAAUUUAUGGAUCAGCUGACCCACUUUGGGAUACUGUGGUUUAGGGAUUAUGCGACUUAUCAGCACUUUCUGUGUUAUUUUGGUCUAUGUGUGCCUCUUGUGUAUUGAGAGAACAUGGGGUAUGAGGAGGCCGCUUCAUCCUGGGUGUGCUGUCUGUGUGUGUGUCUUGUUGACAGAAGAUGACUUUGUAAUUACUUCAUGUAUGUGUUUUGGUGUACACAUGCUAUGUCUUUUUUAAUGGACCCAUAUGUCUUUGAAAGAGAGAAAGAGGAGUAGAGUGGGAGGAGAUUAGAAAUGCUUGUCCUUGUCCUCGGUUUACAAAUAUUCAAUAAAGGCCGAGAUGGAGAAAUUAA
Molecule: messenger RNA, 2852 nt
Organism: Aplysia californica (California sea hare)
Lineage: Eukaryota; Metazoa; Mollusca; Gastropoda; Aplysiida; Aplysiidae
Product: syntaxin-8
Biological process (GO): vesicle fusion; intracellular protein transport
Cellular component (GO): endomembrane system; SNARE complex
Molecular function (GO): SNAP receptor activity; SNARE binding
Source: RefSeq, a predicted model, not a curated record